Messenger RNA from Neohortaea acidophila, 3147 nucleotides. RefSeq lists its product as uncharacterized. The transcript has 3 exons. The record is from RefSeq and is a predicted model, not a curated record. NCBI's taxonomy places the organism in Eukaryota, Fungi, Ascomycota, Dothideomycetes, Mycosphaerellales, Teratosphaeriaceae. Bases 1 to 3147 code for a protein of 1048 amino acids.
AUGGAUGGCGCGGCCGAUUCGGACACCACAAGAACGGAUACCCCCCUGCGACCUUAUGACGCCUCGCGUGAUAACCCAGAAUCAUGGAGCGAACCGCAUGGCAACGGCAUCGUCAAAGACGAAAGUCGACCCAAAACCUCACGACCGCGAGGUAGGGGCGAGCGAGAGAAGAAGGACAUGCUCUCCAAGGCCCUGCAUAAGGCGAACACCGCCGUCGUGCUCGACAAUGCCCAGAAUUUUGAGGGCGCUCUGGAGGCUUAUAGCGAUGCGUGUACCCUUCUUCGUCUGGUCAUGAACCGCAGCACGGGCGCCGAUGACAAACGUAAGCUCGACGCAAUUCGGUCAACCUACAUCGCGCGAAUCGAGGAGCUGCACCAAAUGCAAAUGGACAUGGGCGAUGGCGCUGAAGAGAAAGAACUACCGCCUCGACCGGAGAGCGAGGAUGAUGUUUUUGGUAUAGCAGCGCCCGCAGGCCCUCCGCUCGAAUCCACGAUGCAAGUGGGCACUGGACUCGAUGCGGUGGUGGCUGCGGAUCCUGUGCAACAAGCUUACAAAGAACACCAUGCGGAUCUCGAUACUCACACUGGACACGCAUACACAAAUGGGCUGGCAGUUGAGCCGGCUUUGAACCCCACACAUUACACGGGAGAGUCGCUAGAUCAGCCCUCGAUCGGGCAAAGAGAUCUGACAAUGGACAGGGCAGUCUCUGCCGACGCUCCCGCUGCGGUGCCUCUACCGCUAAAGACGACUAAUUUGCAUCUUCCACCUCCCCAAAGCGACUACACCCCGGUUCCAUUAUCGCCAAAACGCGGACAAUCACCUACACGAGGAAAUGUGUUCGACGAUGAGGCCACCUUGCCCCCCAACCUCGACGCGAGUAGUGACCAGUCAGCAUGGUUGGACACGAUUAGAGAAGACAGAUCGUCUCGAGGAUCGUCAGUGCAUUCGGUGUCCUCCCAGCAGGGGUUGCAUCGAAAGCAUCUCCGCACGGCAAGCGGCAUUUCCAACCCAGACUUUGAUGCGGCUUUUGAUGCUGCGGUGGAAGCGGCUUAUGACGAGGGUCUCGAGCCCGACCUAGAAAGCGUCAGGCCGAGAGACACUGACAACAAGGUACAACAUGCGUACCACGGAUCCAGCCAGGUGCGGAGCUCUGAGAUUGUUGAGAUUACUUCUCCCAUCACGUAUGCCCCUCGCCUCGGUGACCCAAUACUGGGCGCAGACGAGGAGGAAGAGCGCAUACUGGACGACAUCGCGCGAGACUACGGUGCAGCGUUCAUCUUUGAUCGCUCGACAAAGUCUGCACUCCCACGCCAGUCGGAUUCCAGUGGAUACUCGAGAAGCACAUGGCAGAGUUCGCAGGUCUCCGAUCGAACUACUGCUGGCACAUCUCUGUCCACCGUCACUGAAGACGUAUCAAGCGUCCCUCCCUUGCACAACGCAUUCACCACAUCCGCUUCGAUCAACUCGAUGCUGGCUGCGCCUCCCCCGCCGCUCACCGCACCUCCACCACAGAUGUCACUCCCAACGCCGCCUACAGGGAACCCGAAGAGAGCCUCCGGUGUUCGUAAUAGAAGGCUAUCUGGGCAGAAUCCGAAGCAGCUCAAAAUCGAGACACCGAGUCUGCCAGACGUGAGGAAACGGGCUUCGACCAUUCAUCAGGAAUCGACUUCUUUCAAGCCGCAUGACGUUUCUCCGCCUGAGCUCGAUCAGAACUUCAAGUUCGGCGGCUUACUCGGGCCCGUGGCAUUCGAGGAUAGGCAGCGAGGAGAUGCGCCCAGGUUGGCGGCUCCAGCAGAUCUGGGCUCACCCAUCUCAGAGGGUGAGAGGCCGGGAACGGCCACCACGCCGGAUUAUUGGCAGAGCCUGGAAUCCGACGAUCUACGCCUCCACUACCCCCCUCUGGUCAAGAAGAACAAAUCUGAAAUGAGCCUACGGGAGCAUCGUGUUCUCCUAUCUUCGCCGACCUUUGACACCGGGCCGUCUCUGGUCACGCCGCUGAGCUCUACAUUCAUGAACUUUGGUCCGAAGCGCAACAUUGACACGCCUCUCACCUCUCAACGCGCCACUUUGCCCUCGGCCGCGGGCACGGCGGCGGAGGGCAAGUACGCAGACAUUCUGCUCUUCGAUACGACGCUCUCAGACGCCCAGGCGGGACGGCCGCUGUCCAACAGGUCGACGAGUAUCCCGGCUGGCGUCGAGCCAUGCCCUGAAUCGUUCCUGCUGCGGCCAUUCUGGCUUAUGCGAAACAUUCAUGCCAGUCUGACCCACCCCAAGGGCGCCUUUCUGACGUCCAAACUCUUUGUGCCGCGCGAGGUGUGGCAGACGCGCGGGGUGAAGCUCAAGUCAAUUGAGGACAAGAUCGCGCAACUCGACCUGCUUACCGCGGCGCUCGGGAAGCUGGGCGAGGUGGACACCUUGGACGCCGAGGCGGUGAUGGUGGAGCUGCAAAGCUUCGAAGAUGUCAUGGAGCGUGUGCAAGCCGCCCUCAGCAAGCGUCUGGGCGGCGACGUGGGCGUCGGCGGCCUGCCUGGGCUCUUCAGAGAAGCCUCGUACGGCAAUCUAUCCGCGAGCUCAUCGGCCAAGACUUCGUUGAUCUCUGACGCCAUCUCGGUCGCAAAGGGUCGAGAAGGCGGCGGAGCUGGAGGCAAAGGCUACCUUGCAUCGUGGCGCAAACUCCGAAGCAAGAGCUCCGGUGCGCCUGUGGCAGGCAUGGGUAGCAGCAACAUGCACAACAACGCCAAAGGAGGCUUCCCGACCGCUUCCGAGAAGGAGGCCUUUGACCUACCUUCGGUGCCAAUGACGAGCUGGUACGCGGUGGAACAUCGGCGCGGCGCGCAGAAGAGAGAGCAGGCGCGAGACAACAACAACAACAACAGCAGCAGCUUCGUCUCGAACGAGGGCCCGCAGCGCGAGUACGUGAACUCGCUUGUGCGCCUGUUUGACGGCGUGCGCAUUCUCGAUCAAAUUGCUCGCCAGGUCGAAGAUCCAGGCCUGCGCGCGCAGUCGACGACGCACGUCAGCAUGGAGCUCAGCGUGCGCCACGCCGCGGAGUUUUUCGCCUUUUACGUUUGUCGCUUCGUGCUCGCGGAUGUGGGCGUGUUGCUCGACAAGUUCAUUAAACGAGGUACCGAGUGGGUGCAGGCGUAA